Messenger RNA from Perkinsus marinus ATCC 50983, 900 nucleotides. Its product is annotated as mitotic control protein dis3, putative. Gene Ontology annotation, cellular component: nuclear exosome (RNase complex); cytoplasmic exosome (RNase complex). Gene Ontology annotation, biological process: rRNA catabolic process. Lineage: Eukaryota; Perkinsozoa; Perkinsida; Perkinsidae. The transcript is spliced from 6 exons. The annotation marks the transcript as partial. The record is from RefSeq and is a predicted model, not a curated record. Gene Ontology annotation, molecular function: 3'-5'-RNA exonuclease activity; RNA binding; endonuclease activity.
CAUUUCCCUAGUAAUAGUGUCCUUCGUCGUCAUCCACCUCCAAAAGAACAGCAAUUGAAAUCAUUAAGAUCAUUACUUGAGAAGCAAGGUGUAAAGGGAUUCCAGUUUGGUAGUAAUAGAGAGUUAUCUAGAAGCCUUAAUACAGUAUGUAAUAAGAAGGAUGAUCCUUACUUCAAUAGGUUAGUGAGGAUAAUGACUACCAGGACGAUGAAUCAAGCACAGUAUUUCUGUACUGGUGAAGUUGAGAAUGGUAUGUUCUCACAUUAUGGUCUGGCAAUGGGUUUAUAUACCCACUUUACUAGUCCUAUUAGACGUUAUGCUGAUAUUCUAGUUCAUCGUCUAUUAAUGGCCUCCUUGGGUAUUAGACCACUACCACCACAACUUAAUGACAAGACUGCUGUUACUGAGCAAUGUGAUAAGAUUAACUUUAGACAUCGUAAUGCACAGUUUGCAGGAAGAGCAUCUGCCGAGUUACAUACUUAUCUAUACUUUAAUAAGAAUGGUCCAUGUACAGCGGAUGCUGUUAUCACUCGUGUUAGAGCAAGAAUAGGAGGACUACGAGGAGGGGGUAGUCUACAGGUUGUAGUACCUAGAUAUGGUAUUGAUGGGGUAUGUAAAUUGGAUGAUAAUAAUAAAGAUGAUGAUGAAUGGAUAUGUGAUGAGGAUAAGAUGAUUGCUGUUAAUGAUAAGUCUAAGAUAACUCUUGCUGUAUUUGAUCAUAUACAAGUUAAGAUUAUGGCUGAUAAUACUGACUUUAGAUUCAAGACAGUAAUGACAUUCCUGGAGAAGUCCAAAUCGAAUGAGAUAGACACAUUCGAAGAAGCAGAGGCUAAUAGGAAGAAGGUUGAUAAAGAGAUGUGUCCAGAUAGGAUAUCAAGAGAUGAUAAACCCAAUGUAUAA